Molecule: messenger RNA, 5945 nt
Organism: Gasterosteus aculeatus aculeatus (three-spined stickleback)
Lineage: Eukaryota; Metazoa; Chordata; Actinopteri; Perciformes; Gasterosteidae
Gene: xkr7b
Product: XK, Kell blood group complex subunit-related family, member 7b
Biological process (GO): engulfment of apoptotic cell; apoptotic process involved in development; phosphatidylserine exposure on apoptotic cell surface
Cellular component (GO): plasma membrane
Source: RefSeq, a predicted model, not a curated record
AUGGCCGCUAAAUCGGAUGGAGCAGCGGUGUCCGUGGAAGAUGACAACACGCCCGGGAGCCUCUCGGAGCCGGGGAACCCCGCCACCGGGCGGCCCCGCGGGAAGCCCUACACGCUGCUGGACUGCUGCUGGGUGCUCUGCGCCCUGCUCGUCUUCUUCUCCGACGGCGCCACCGACCUGUGGCUGGCCGCCGACUACUACCUGAGAGGUGACUACUGGUGGUUCGGCUUGACGCUGGUCUUCGUGGUGGUGCCCUCGGCUGUCGUCCAGGUGCUGAGUUUCAGGUGGUUCGUGUAUGACUACUCGGAUCUGAGCUGCGGGGACGGGGCAGCGAGCGGCGGCGGCGGCGGCGGCACCGGCGCAAAGGCGGCGGCGGACGACGCAUGCGGUGCAGCCGCGGCGGGCGAUUACACUUUAAGCACCAAGGACAGCGGUGGGAGCGCGGCGGUGGGCGACGCCGCGAAUGCCACCCCGGUUGGCGCGUCCUCUGCCCCGCCUGCGACGGCAGGGAUAAAAGGAACCCCACGGAGCUGCUGCACCGUCUGCAUGUGGGUCUUUCAAACCGUGCUUCACGUCCUGCAGCUGGGGCAGGUCUGGAGGUACAUCCACGCUCUCUACCUUGGUGCCCAGAGCCGUUGGCAUGGCGACGGGCCCCGCCGUCACUUCCACUGGCGGCUGAUGUUUGAGAGCGCUGACAUCACCAUGCUGCGCCUGCUGGAGGCCUUCCUCAAGUCGGCUCCGCAGCUCGUCCUCCAGCUGAGCAUCAUGAUCCACGGAAACAUCGUCCUCCCGCUGCAAGGUCUCUCUGCCUCGGCCUCCUUGGUGUCUCUAGCCUGGAUGAUUGCCUCCUACCAGAAGGUUCUCCGGGACUCCCGCGACGACAAGCUGCCCAUGUCCUACAAGGCCGUGAUCACCCAGAUGCUGUGGCACUUCUUCACCAUCGGGGCGAGGACCGUGGCCUUUGCCCUCUUCGCCUCCGUCUUCCAGCUCUACUUCGGCAUUUUCAUCGUCAGCCACUGGUGUGUCAUGACCUUCUGGAUCAUCCAAGGUGAAACUGACUUCUGCAUGUCCAAGUGGGAGGAGAUCAUCUACAACAUGGUGGUGGGCAUCAUCUACAUCUUCUGCUGGUUCAACGUCAAGGAAGGCCCCAGCCGCUUACGCAUGACCGUCUACUAUUCUGUGACGCUGGCGGAGAACGUGGCCCUGACCGCGGCCUGGUACACCUACCGCGGGCCCCACACCUCCGACUCCUACGCCCUGGUGGUGGUGUGCCUGGUGGCCUGCAGCUUUGCCCUGGGAACCUUCUUCAUGUUGGUGUACUACUGCUGGCUGCACCCCGACGGGCCCGUUCUGGGCUCCCAGUGGGGGGGCUGUGUAGACGACGGUGGGGUGAGCGCGGGAGGGGUAGCGGGAGUGAUCGACGCUUGCCUCACCCCGUCCCAAGGGUCCCAAACAGACAUGGUCAUCACCAGCCCUCCGAGGACUCUCCCCAGGACUAAAGACACGGGGGAGCCGGUUCCCGGGGAGCGAGACAAGGACAGGGACAGGGACAGUUGCCUGCCCAUCUUCCAGGUGCGCCCCUCCCCUUCGUCGUCCCCCGCGCUCCUUCACAGGACGUCCUCCUCGUCUCGUGCGCUCGACGGACCCGUGAUCCGGAUCGACCUGCCGAGGAAGCGAUACCCGGCCUGGGACGCGCACUUUAUCGACAGGCGCCUUCGCAAAACCAUUCUGCUCCUGGAGACCACGUCGGCCGCCAGCCCGAGGAUCCAGUACAGGAGUAGCAUGAUGGGCAGCAAAGAGGUCUUAGAGUACGAGACGACCGUCUAAGCCGGCUGGGGCUCCUAAACUUAAAAGAGCAGCCUGAGACCCGAGACUCAGCCUGGGAUCGGCUCUCAUCCUAGAAACACCCGACGCCAGGAGAAGCGCGGAAGGGUGACAAGAGUUUCAAGCAACUCUGAUCAACUCCAACAAGAGUGUCAAACUUGAUUGUAAAAUGUGAAGCGCAAUCUGGGAACAAAUCUCUCCCCUUAAGGCGCCGUGCGGGAGAACGUAGCAUGAAUGAGCCGUGGGAAGUAGAGGGAGUAACACUGGAGGGAGAUAAUCUUCGUCUUAUCUAAAAGCUCGGAGGUGAGACAUUUGAUCCCUCAUCCUGGGACCCAGGAGAGUUAGAUUUAGUUUCAUCCUGCAUGGUUAGAGCAAGAAGUAAAAGGAUUUGACGGUAAUUGAGAAACAGUUCGCCGCAUGAACUUGAGCCUCGGACCCGAAGAUUCAACAGAGACUUACAACGGGGACUUUUUGAGGCUGUAGUUUGCACGGGACAUGCAAUCAAUUUGGUUUGGUAGCAAAUUAGACAUGAAUGAAAAUAUUACUCAAGUGAUUGGGGGGGCGAAGACGCCUUCACAUCUUUGUUAAAACUGAGUAAAAUUGAGUUGAGAAGUCGUAGUUUUUUUCAAUCUUUUUUUUAUGGAACUAACAGAAAAUAAUUGAAUUCAGCUUUUUAUAUCCAACCACGUACAAAAAGAUAAGUUCAAUUAUUUCCAGUUAGUUUAAGUGACGCACAAUAAAAAUAUACUGAAAACAUAAAUUCAACAAUGACAAACAAAUCUCAACCCCAUUCGACAUGCAUUGACUCAAGGCGUCUGGAUUUCUAUUAACCUCCAACAUCACCGACUCAUUGCCAAUUAAGUACUCUUUAAUAUUUAAAGAAAUGCAAUCGCUUUGCACACACACACACACACACGACACACACACUGUUCACGUGUCAGUUUGCCGUACCAUCAUGCCUCCGAAGGUUUGCAUGUCCCUCGCGGACUUUGGUAACCAUCCUUUGAAACGUUCUGUCCGCGGCGUCUAAAGAGAAACGUAUGGACCGACACAUUGGACUCAAGUCUUGAGAUAAAUGAAUUACAUCCCCGCUGCUCCGUCACCCACCAACUUCAUCAAGAACUCACCUGGAAGAGAUCAGAACCGGUCUGGAUGUAAGCUGGACGACUCCUGCAACGCCCCCCCUCUCCCAUAUGCCAUGCUCUAACUGGCCACAAACAGGCCUGCGAUGUACAGUUGAAUAAAUAAGGAUGUCAUAUAUAAGCUAUUAUAAUAAGCUGUAGUUGGUGAAUGACUUUUGGAUGAAGACGCUUCAUUUGCGCGUAAGAGUCUAAAUGUUUUCUUGAAAUACACGAGAUGUAGAGGUAGAAAUGGUAUCAUUAGCAACCUCAUUAUGAUGUGAAAAACAUUCUCCAGUGUUUAAUCUUUGGCAAGAACAGUAUCUGAUAAAAAAAAAAUACAUUGAUUGUUUUUGCAGGCUAGCGAGUUAGAAAAAGCUGCUGUUCAUUGUUACAAAUAGGAUGUUGACAAGGGUUUGGAUUUUUGAAAGAUGUUUACAAAAUAAAACCAUGUACAGGCCUUCAAAGAAGAUUCAAUCGACAGAUGAGAAAUCCUCUUUGUUCCUUCGACCUGCUGUUGUUGAAAAAAAAGGAACCACCAAAUUCACCGUUCAGAGUUGUUCAGCAGACGGCUUCAAGGGUUGAGGUUUAACGUCCGACUCCCCGGUGUGAAUGUGUUACUAUCAACUAGAAGCAGCGAGAUGCUGAGACAUUCCAGCGUGGUGGGCAACAGCACCUGGAGAAAGAAUAGUUUAAAAGAACAAAACACUAGCAUCAAAGCUAACUUUUGUCCUCUCUCAUAUUACACAACAGAUCUCUCUUUGAAGUUCUUUAAAAACAUAUUUUUUCAUCUUUAAAAGCCAUAGUUUAGUGUGUGCAUAUAAGGUGACUUGUGAUUUGUUAUGAAGAAAGUUCUUCGAGUCCAUCCGAGAAACAUUUAUACCAAUGUUGUGAUUGUUUUAGAGAAAGGGAAACACAAGACGUUAGCAUUUUUAGCAAUUAGCAUUCAAAAGCAUUUCUCUUAGAAUCAUUACAUUCCCUGUUUCACUCCGAUGCAUCUCAAAAAGCAUGUUCCUCAACACACCUUUAAGAUGCAUUUGAGAUACUGAUACAUGAUGCAGUUUAACUUAUUUUUGUAUUGUACCCCAACAAGCAUUUAGUGGAUGAAAUUGUUCAGGGUGUCGCCAAGGGUUGACUUCCACAAGCACAAACAUAUUUUGGCACAAUAAGAACUCCUGUUUGACUAUGAACUUGUGUCAAAAAUGUUUAGAUUCUAAUUUUUACAAAACAAGUAAAAACGCCUCUGCUUUACUUAAAUGCCAUCUCAACUGUCAUUUUGGCAAUUCCCCUGUGUCAAAAUGUAAAAAAUUCAGCUGUUCAACGUGUAUGAACCACGUGACCUUAAACACGCUGACAGAAAGUAAGUUAAAAAAAUCCUUAAUUCGAGUAAUGUACUAUUAACGUUUUAGGAAAUUAUCCUACUCAGUUUCCUCCUGCUGCCACCUGAGGCCAACGCAGAUGUCAUUGUUGUUGCAGUCUCCAGUGUGGGUUUAAUUAUCACCUUUAUGCUGAUGAUGCAUGUGGAUAUUCUGAAGGGACUCCCAGGAUUUCCAACAAUGUGUACUUAAGGUCCAUGCAGUCACAGUGGUUUAUAUACUUGCUUUUAAACAAUGCAUUCAUUCAGUUGCAGCAUUUUUCACAUGCUUGCAUCCAAUGCAACGUCCGACCUGUUCUCACUACCAACUCAAUAUCAAAUAUCAACAGUUGGUCGAUGGUACUCGGCACCCGACAAGCUUUAACAAAUUCCAACGUAAAAACUAUUUGCAUCGUUUAGAAAUGGAUGAGAUUAGAUGGCAAGUUUAUUUCAAAAGACGUCACCUGCAUGUAACAAGCAGAAACUCACUGGUCAAAAACUGACGUGGGAGCGCUGCAAAGAAAGUCGCAAGCACAGGGCCGCACAUCUAGCGUCAGUAUUCGACAAGUUGGUAUGUUUUAGUUAGUUACUUAUUUCGUCUUUUAAAUCUGUUGUUUAGUUGUCAGAGUCUGCCAAGGAGGCAGAUUAAUUGUAUUCUGCCGGUGAGUUGCACUGUUAUGUCCGCGCUGUGGAGCAUCGUCGUCCACACACACAUGCAGUGUUAGAAGCAAGUAUGUAAGCGCUCAGAUCUUCACGGGGGUUUUAUAUAAUGCCCAAUUAGACGGCAAGGGCAAGCAUAUCCAUGUCAACUCUCUUUCAUGCUCUGCAAGAAAACAGUGUCUGUGGUGGGUCUAAAUUAAUAUAUGAAAAAUCAAGAUUAGAAAUUUAAAACAAAUAUUGUUAAAGACUCUGUAUGACCGUGUUAUCCUGACAGUGUUGUGUCCUAACUGAACUAGUGUAUGUCGGCACAGUGGUGGCAGCCACUGCGAUGUUAAUGGUGCUGAAAACAACAAUUCCAUGCCACGUCGAGCAUGACAAUGUACAGACAAUGCAUAUGUAACCGCCCGGUCAUGGGCAGAGGACGAGGCUUCGCUCUCUCUGAUUGGAUAGUGAAGCCUUUUGUGGUUGAAGUCAAAUAGAAGCGAAAACGCGGUGCGCUAGUUGUAAAUCAACUUAAACAAAAACAUGUUAAAAAAAAGGAAGUAAGUUCAAAAGCUCAAAUCAUCUUUUAUUAAUUGAUGCAAGUAUUUAUGUUUAUUUAUUUUUGUAUUUUUUAUGUAUAUAUUUAUUUAUUGUUUACUCUCUCAGUGGCCAUGUCUUUGGUAUGACUCUUAUAUUAAGAUGUAAAAACUGAAAAUAGUCUUUUUUUUUUACUCAUUCUAUAUAUCUGUAUAUAUCAGAGUGGCGCUAUACUAGGAUGUUCAUGAGUGUGUGUGCUUUGGUUUGUAUGUAUGUAUCGUAUGUACAGUACGUAUGUAAGGAAGUUCUUUUGAUAAUGCUGCUUUACCAUCCUCUGAGUGAAUGAGCAGAAAAAUAAACUAGUGGUGAAAAUAUCUAUGACGCUGUUAAAAAAAAAGAGCUCAAGAUGUGCUGAUAACUGUAGAUGGGAAUAAUACUGUAGUAAACUUGGCUCAACAGCCGGCCAAAUA